Haliotis rufescens (red abalone) is the source of this 4474-nucleotide messenger RNA. RefSeq names its product erythroid differentiation-related factor 1-like. The transcript is spliced from 22 exons. Bases 141 to 3560 code for a protein of 1139 amino acids. Gene Ontology annotation, biological process: positive regulation of DNA-templated transcription. The record is from RefSeq and is a predicted model, not a curated record. NCBI's taxonomy places the organism in Eukaryota, Metazoa, Mollusca, Gastropoda, Lepetellida, Haliotidae.
UUUCCAUCCAUGAGUAGAAAGACCGAGAACGCGCCAGAAUUUCGAGACGAUCACAAAACUCGAGACAUCGGUCUACGAUAUGCAUUUUACAGAUCGGGAGAGCAACGCGUUGUAAAAUCAAGCAGGCAUCCAAUUUCAAAAUGCCGACGUCAGGAUCGUCCAAGGAGGUUGUUCCAAAAGCAAUGGGCCCCGAUGUCCGGUCCACAGCUGUGGUCAAGUAUACGAGUGUGGCCACGUCCCCAACAUUCUCCAGAUUGCAACUCAAUACCAACCUCAAUGUCCCGCCCUCAAACUGGCUCCGAAGCAGCUCCGUUCUGGAACAGUUUUUCCGAGACUUUCCACGUAAACGAGAACACCCAGAGUUUUCAAGUUUCAACAUGGCCAACAACUUCCCUGACCUGACUGGAGAAGUUGAUGUCGUCACUGACGCUGAGAACAUCAAGAAGCUACUCAAGAUCCCGUUCUGCAAGUCGUCCCACAUCAGCAUGAUGGUGCACCGCAUCAGCAACACUCUGCUCCUGGACGAGUUCGACAUACACAAACACUUGCUCAGGAAAGAACAGGAAGAAUGGAGCUGGUUGCGUCAUUUCUUUUAUGAAAGUGUUGCUAAAGACAUGGAAGGAAAGAUGAAAUGUGUGCCCAGGAAAAGUAAAAGUCGUAACACCCUUCAGAACAGAAGCAUGUACUCCAAGUUUCUGUAUCACAGUUUGUCGGCCAGUGCCUGUGAAGAUAACCCCGUGUCGGGUGUGUCGGUCAACGAACUCAUCCCACAGAAUCAGAGUGUGUCAAUCCCCAAUGCCAGCUCUGUCACCAAGAAAACGGCGCCAAGCACAGAAGAGCAAGCAGUCAUACCUGAUCCUCUCCCCAAGCCAGAGGGGAGUGGAUAUCACCGGGAGGUGUACUGGACAUUCGAGGAUAUCCACAUGCUUAUCGGGACCGAUCUGCCCAUCUUCGGGGGUGGCACGCAUCCCUGUGUCAGUCUCAAACUCAGGGACUCGGCCACGCCCAUCAAUGUGCUGACCGGGCUUGACUGCUGGCUGGACAACCUCAUGUGCAAUGUGCCGGAGGUCGCCAUGUGCUUCCAUCUCAACGGAAUCGUGCAGAAAUACGAGCUGAUAAAGACAGAGGACAUCCCCUUGCUGGAGGACUGCAAGUUUGACCCCCUGUUGGUGACCGGCAUUGCCAGGAAUCUGCUGUCCUUUCUGAAAUCUAAUGCCACAAAAGAGGGCCACACUUACUGGCUGUAUAAAAAUGUGGACGAUGACGUAGUGAAGUUGUACGACCUGACUGUUCUAUGCGGAGAUGAGAUCAAGGAAGACACCAACCCGUUUGUUGUCCCUGUCGGCAUCCUGCUGUACCGAGUUGCACGCAACCUGCGACAAACUGGCGGCAAGAUGAAAACUGCCACCAUCCGAACCCUCCUGGAAAAUUGUCUGCUGCUGCUGAAUGAAGAACAACAUUCACAGGUCUGCACAUCGGCCAACUAUCUCCUGUCUGAUUUGUUUGUGCCGGACAGCUCCGUGAGAGACGUCUGGUGUCACGAGGAGAACAAUGAUUCGGAUGAGGAAACAGAGGAGUCAGGCACGACAUCAGACGAGGAAAGCGAGGUGAAGACCGAAAUAUCCCUGGGGCUGAAUGAUCUGUGUAGGAUAGACCGCACUGUGCGCCGUGCCUGGCGAGUUCCUCGUACACAUGCUAUCGCAGGCACAGUGGAAGAACGGUGUCGAGAUGGACUCAGCUAUAUUAGGAAGGGCCUGGACUGCCUCGGCAAGGAUCUGUCCAAUCUCAAAACCAAGGAACCACACAAAAGUAGCAGCAUCGUGGAGGAGCAGGCCACAUGCAACCAGAGUGAGGCCAUUCCACUUCACUACGAACCGCUGAGCAAAAGAGAAGAGAAAAGAAACAGUCUUCAGGUGACCAUUGCCAUGCCGACAGACACCAAGGCAUCUUGGCACCAGCUGUCCAAGUCUCUGCUACUGAGGAAGGGCGCCAUGGCCUACUAUGCCCUAGCCAAGGAACACAUGUCAGUUAAGAAGUAUGGACAUGCGCUCAAGCAUGUGAGAUUCGCAUUACACUGCCUUGAUGCGAUGAAGAAGCUGGUGCCCAGCAAGGAGGGGGAGAACCGCGAGCUGCUGAUGCUGAUCCUGGAGCUGGCGGGGGACAUCCAUCUCCUCAUCAGCCACAUCAGUCGGGGCUUCGAGGAACACAAGAGAGACUACGGGGAUAUGUCGGAGGAGGAGGCAGUGGUGCUGGAUGCUGCGCAGAACGUCAUUCCUAACCCAGAGUACUCGUGGGUGUACACGUGGACGUUGAGCAUGGAGCAGAACCUGGUACACAGCAGCCGCUGCUACGAGCUGGCCUACCAGAUAGGGACCAAGGUCAAGUGUAGUAAGGACACACGGGUCAGUCUGUCCAAGCGUCAUGGCAACUCCCUCAACGAGCUGGGUGUGUGGUACAUGAACCAAGCCCAGGUGUUCUUGCAGUCAGGUGCCAUUGAACCAUCCGACAAGAUGAAGGAAUUGUGGGAGAAGAGUCAGACGUGUUUCACGUCGGGGAUCCUCGCGUUCUCCAACAUCCAUGACAAGGCGAACCAGGCCCUGCUGCUGUCCAACAGCGGCCGACUGAUGCGUCUGUGUGCCCAGUGCUACACUCAACAAGCCAUGCAGCAGGCCCGCCCAGAGUUCAGCCUGCAGGAGAAACACUACUACUCCAAGGCAGUGGACUAUUAUCAGAAUGCUCUAAUCGUCCUUGGCCCAGGGGAGAGAACUCCCAAUGAACUCCGGGACAUCCGAGAAGCAGUGAAGUGGGACUUGUCCACCACAUACUUCAACAUGGCCAUGCUGCUACAAGACUACCCCCCACACUCGAGUCAGACUCAGGAGGAGGUUGAGAAGAGUGUGACAGAGCUGAUGAAUAAAUCCCUCAAGUACUGUGUUCCUAACAACAAGUCAGACACAAAUCAGCUUGUACAACAGUUCCGAGCUGCAACCAUCAACCACCGACUGGCCUCGCUGUACCACCACUCCUACAUAUCCCAGACAAAUGACCAGAAGAAGCGCCACCUACGUCAGUUGGCAGAUAACCACUACGACCGAGCGUUCCGGCUGUUCCAGCAAGCCGAGUCCCACACAGAACUGCUGCGCGUGCAGCUGGAGAGGGUCGCCAUGUUGGAGGCUGCUCUGCAAGGCCAGUCAGUAGCCAAGUCUCGUCUCCGCUCCAUCAGUGCUAUCUCUGGGCUGCUGGGGUCCUGUGCUGCCUCGGUCAAUGUGCUGGCCACUCCAACGGAGGAGGCUCUGGACCAGGGGGAGAAGUCCGAGGAGGAUAGUCUGAGCAUCAUCCUGGAGUCCCGGAUACAGUUUGUUUUUCUACAACUCGUCAAAUGCUACAGCUCCGGGAUCAAGAGCAAGACAGACAUGAUGAGCAGGUUAAAAGCAGCCUAUGCAAGGAGCCUUCAGAAGGUUGACAAGCAAAAGUGUCUUCGAUCUCGAUGGGCCUGGAUUAGAACACUCCUGUGUGAUCUGCAGAAUCUUCAUGACAGCAUUACCAAAGAUACAACAUGACGUACAACAGAAUACAUCAAGUGUACAUGCUCCUGUAUGAUCUGAAGUCUUCAUGACAGCAUUGAUUUUAUACCAAGGAUACAACAUGGCAUUCAGUGUAGGGCAGGGACGAGUCCCAACAAACUACCCGGGUACCCAACCCCCUAUUGCCCGACCCUACCCGGGUACCCACUGUAGGUCUCAAGAGUGGGGAACACAAUGUCUAAUUGGGAAUAGUUUAACUGUAGCCCUGGCAAAAACUGUUCAGAUACAUGUAUGAAACCAGAGACCAUAUAAUAGAUAUAUGGUCUCUUAUGAAACGAUCAAAUCAUGCGUACACUGAAGUUGAAUGAAGCUUUAUCUUUAUUCAAACAUAUACAAGUCAAAAGGAAUGUGUGCAUCAUCAUAAAGAAAUGGCAACAUUAGCGACUUGUAGUGUAACCACUGAGCUCUAGUGAGUUUUUGGCAUUAAACAAUAUGUCUCGUGACUAACCUCCGGGUAAACUGUGGGUACCCGGGUCCUACUCAGUACCCACCCGACCCGAGUACCCGAGUUACCCGUCCCAGCCCAUAAUUCAAUGGUGUACAACAGGCAACUAACAAGUACAACAUCAUCAGUCUACUGAAGCCUGCAUAGUGAAUGGGAGCUGUUUGUGAAAUGGUUUGGAUUGACAAAUUUCCAGAUUAAUGCAUCUUUGGAACUGAUGUCAAUUUGCAAGCUCUCCUAGCUGUAAUUGUCCAUUAGGCAGGGUGUCCAUAUUAACAGGAUCCAGGCCAACGAAGUUCUGCUGUACACCUUUUGACAGCAUCAGUGGAUUGUGGGUUCAAAUCCAGUUUCAUCCUGAUUAUGUUUCUAGGUUUGUCAGCACCCUACACUUGCCCGUGGGUUUCACCAAAGUGGUAAAAUGUCUGAGACCUGCAUCACAUCAGCUUUC